UUUGAUAAGGUGGUGGCGGCCAUCCGUCAGGCCCGAAACAUCAUCAUGGUUACCGGCGCUGGCAUAUCUACUUCAUGCGGCAUUCCAGACUUUCGCUCCCCUGACGGGCUAUAUGCCCGUCUCAAGGUGGAUUACCCUAGCCUUCCACAACCUGAGGCUAUGUUCGACAUGCGCUACUUUCUUCAAAACCCACGACCGUUCUUUGAUUUCGCCAAGGAAAUCUGGCCCGGUUUGUUUCAGCCAUCACCGAGCCAUAAAUUUGUCAAAGCCCUUGAAACCAGGGGUCAACUGCGACGAGACUACACGCAAAACAUUGAUACCCUUGAACAGGUGGCUGGCAUCUCCAACAUUGUGCAGUGCCACGGCUCCUUUAACACAGCCUCAUGCAUUCUGUGCAAGCACCAGGUUACGAAGGAGGCCAUCCGUGACCAAGUCUUUGCCGGGCAAAUUCCCUUGUGCCCCAACCACAUCUGCAGCGAUACACUGCUCCAUCACCGUGUGCCGGUUCUCAAGCCAGACAUUACCUUUUUCCGCGAGGAUUUGCCGCAAACAUUUUACGAGCAUCUGGAGAGCGAUCUGGACGUCUGUGACCUAGUCAUUGUCAUGGGCUCCUCGUUACAAGUGCAGCCCGUGUCGCGAAUCCCAGAUGUAGUAGACGACAGUGUGCCGCAGAUUUUGAUUAACCGAGAGCCACUCCGGCAUGCCGAGUUUAGUGCUGAGCUCUUGGGCUCGUGCGAU
Monosiga brevicollis MX1 is the source of this 738-nucleotide messenger RNA. RefSeq lists its product as uncharacterized. The record is from RefSeq and is a predicted model, not a curated record. Gene Ontology annotation, molecular function: NAD+ binding. Lineage: Eukaryota; Choanoflagellata; Craspedida; Salpingoecidae. The transcript has 8 exons. The annotation marks the transcript as partial.